AGACAAGGGUUCAAGAAAACAUUCGAGUUCUGCUUCUCGGCAUCAACAAGUUCGCGUUGAGCACCGCCCUCGAUGACAGUCCAAUUACAAGAAUCGCAUGGAGUCCGACUCGCGGUCGAAGGCUGCGGCCAUGGCACACUCCACGCCAUCUACGCAUCAAUCGAAGAAGCUUGCAAACAAAAGGGUUGGCCUGGAAUCGAUUUGCUCAUCAUCGGCGGAGACUUUCAGUCUGUACGAAAUGCCUACGAUCUGAAUUGUGUCAGCAUGCCACCGAAAUAUCGGUCCAUGUGUGAUUUCCACGAAUACUACUCUGGCCAACGGACUGCUCCCUACUUGACAAUCUUCGUUGGCGGAAACCACGAGGCGAGUAACUACCUGUUCGAGUCGUACUACGGAGGUUGGGUCGCGCCAAACAUCUACUACAUGGGUGCUGCGAAUGUGCUACGACUUGGUCCACUCCGAAUUGCUGGGCUGAGUGGGAUCUGGAAGGGAUUCGACUAUCGCAAGCCACAUUUUGAGCGACUGCCGUACAAUGAGUCUGACCUGAAGAGCAUCUAUCAUGUUCGAGAACUGGAUGUGCGGAAAUUGCUACAGAUCCGAACACAAGUCGACAUCGGAGUCAGUCAUGACUGGCCUCAGGGUAUUGAGUGGAAGGGCAACUGGAAGAGACUUUUCAGCAAAAAGAGUCACUUUGAAGACGAUGCAAGAAGCGGGAAAUUGGGGAGUGUUGCCGCGAAGCAGGUACUGGAACGACUACGACCGAGGUAUUGGUUUUCCGCGCAUUUACACUGCAAGUUUGCUGCUGUGGUACAGCAUGAACGCCACAAUGCGACACUGCCGCAGCAGACUGCGCCUUCCGGUACUAGCUCAUUCGCUGUGCCAGCGAAUAACGGAGACGAGGUCGAUCUCAAUGGUGCAGAAGCCAUUGACCCCGCUCCACCUGCUAAGAAUGACGACGAGAUCAAUCUCGACCUCGACGACGAACCAGAGGCGGUGGUAGAGAAAUCCAUUGCUGCUACAAGGCCCGUCAAUAAUGACGAGGUUGAGUUGGACCUUGACGACGGUGACAGCGCGCCUGUUGGAACAGCUGGCAAUCGGUCCCAAAGUGAGAAGGACCAGACAGAAGAAGAGGCACGUCUGGCUGCAGCGCGAGCUGCGUUGCCUGCUUCUUUCGCACCUCGCAAGCAACCCGAACCGAUCGAACACCCUCCCGAGAUCACCAAUACCGAGACAUGCUUUCUCGCGCUCGAUAAAUGUCUACCGAGCCGUGAUUUCCUGCAGCUCCUGGAUGCCUCAACUGAGCCAGUGCACGAUCGUGAGCGACCACUCAAGCUUCACUACGAUCGCGAGUGGCUUGCUAUAACACGUGCAUUUGCUCAGAGUGAACCGACAGUGGUUGGGAACCCAGAUGCCAAAGUACCGUUUGCGAAGACAGAAGCGGAGUACAAGGAGUUGAUUGAGAACGAGCGCAAGUGGAUCGAUGCGAACAUCUCCGACGAGAAACUUGUAGUUCCCGAGAACUUUGUUGUGACCGCACCAGUGUACGAUGGCGGCGAUUUCCGCAGCCCACAGUACCAGCAGGUGAAGGAGUUUCCUAAUCCUCAGACAGCAGCGUUCUGCCAACUUCUGCAAAUUCCCAACGCGCUCGAAAUAAGUGAGGAGGAGAUUGCGAGUCGACUCCAAGCUGGUCCUCGUCCAGAUACAGAGUUCCAUGGGGGGCGAGGUCGCGGGAGAGGAGGCUUUCGAGGCGAUCGCGGCGGACGUGGGAGAGGGCGCGGCGGUGGCAGAGGCAGAUUUCGAGGCCGAUGAUUUAAGAGACAUCGAUGGACCGGUCUCCCCAAUAGCGCUGUAUCGGUUCCAGAAUCGGACCGGGUGUCUGAGUAGACACCACCCGACGCCUCCCGCACUAUGCGCUGGCGGGUUCGAGAAAAUUGGAAGCCUGUCAAGACGCUCGACCUCACCGCCCACCUCUACCUCUUCCUCUACCACCUCUCCCGCCCCCACGAUCACCUCUCUUUC
Molecule: messenger RNA, 2019 nt
Organism: Cercospora beticola
Lineage: Eukaryota; Fungi; Ascomycota; Dothideomycetes; Mycosphaerellales; Mycosphaerellaceae
Gene: DBR1
Product: RNA lariat debranching enzyme
Biological process (GO): mRNA splicing, via spliceosome
Cellular component (GO): nucleus
Molecular function (GO): RNA lariat debranching enzyme activity
Source: RefSeq, a predicted model, not a curated record